Messenger RNA from Sclerotinia trifoliorum, 1481 nucleotides. The record is from the annotation of a GenBank genome assembly. NCBI's taxonomy places the organism in Eukaryota, Fungi, Ascomycota, Leotiomycetes, Helotiales, Sclerotiniaceae.
UGAUGUUCUCGUAUCUACGCGGAUAAUUAUCAAUCUUGACAUCAGAUCUAGUAUUAAACACCUCAAUAUCAACAACAAUCUUGGUCAUUUACCAUAACUGCGAGUCGAAGAUUUAUCGAUCUUACUACCUUACAUAUUUCAACUUCACGAAUUUUCGGCUUUUCGGCUCUGAGUGGGAAGUUUUAUUAUCUGGAGCAUAUACUCAGCAUACGAAGACAUUAUUCAUACAACGAAAUAUCAACAAUUACAAUGUCGACAAAACGCACUCACAGGAGUGAUGGUCAGAUGCGAGAUCGUGGACUUCCGCCCUUUAAAUCCUACUCGGAAAAUGUGGGUUUGGGAGCACGACCAGAGAAACAUGUUAGAGAGGAGUGGAAUAAAGAGCAGUUGAAUUUUAUGGAGAGAUUAAGGAGAGAGAAAGUUGAGAGGGAUGGAUAUAGAGAGGCUGGAGAGAAUGGAGAGGAAAAGAAUGAUGACAGGCAGGGUAACAAGGCCAAAGGAUGGAUUAACUGGGAGAAAUGGGGUCUUAGUAUUGGUUUCGGUAUGUUUAUUUCUUUCUCCCUACUUGACUUUCAGAGUUCCAACGAUUAAUCUUUAUAUACUACAUACAAGAAUUAUCACUCUUAUCACAUACCUCAUUUAUCAACCACACUAACUAACCCCUCAUAGUUCUUUUCAACAUCCUCGUUGCCUUCCCUCUCGCAUAUCUCAUAGCCAAAUACAUAGUCUCCUCCCCAUGGCAAUGGAUAACCUUCAUAUUAUCUCACCAUUUAAUAUUAGCAGCAAGCUACGAAACAACAAUGAAUAUGCGAGAUCGAAUAAUCAGGGAAGAAGAAGAUAAACUAGAAAUAGAAAAGUGGGAUGAAGUAGUUAGGGAACUAGAGGAUGCAUUGAGGGAUUCUAGACGCGGGAGAUUAGUGCUAGGGAAUGUGGAGAGAAUGGAUGAGGAAGAGAAAGGAAAGGAGAGGAAAAGUUGGAAGUCAAAGGAAAAAGAUAAUGGAAUGGAAUGGAAUGGAGUGGUGGGUGGGAAUGGAUGGAAGGGCUUAUGGGAAUCGUGUGAGGCGGAGGGUUGUGAUGGAGCUGGUGGAAGGAAGUUGGAUGGAGAAAUAAUUAGGGUAAUUACGGGUGUAAAGGGGAGAAGGUUGGAGUAAAGAGGAAAGAAUGGAAAAUGAAGAAUAGAAAAAUGCAUAUAGUAUACUAGAAACAAGCCAUCUCUCUUAUAUACUCACAUAACACAGCUUAAAAUCCAUGAUAAAAAAAAUCAAAAAUAACCCCUUUCUGCGAUAAUCAUAUCCCUCAAGUACCUAUAUAGACAGACCACUUAAUUCCCACAAGAAUAAACUCUAGAUCCGCAUCUCCUCCUAUGUAUACAAUAAUAUAUAUCCCACGCUGCAGAAGUAUUUACCUACCCUACUCUACUAUGUCUUAUUCUUUCCUUUCCUUUUCCUUUAUCAGUUUCUUCGUUUAUUAUACAUACACUA